AUGUCUCUUUGCAGUACAUUGACCCAGAACUAUCAGCACAUCCUAGCUUUGGUAUUUGCUGUAAUUGAAGUCAACGAAAAUCCCCAGAUUUUACCCAAUGUCACCCUCGGAUUCCAUAUCUAUGAUAGCUAUUUGGAAGCAAAGUGGACCUAUGAAGCCACAUUGAAACUUACUUCCACAAGGAACAGAUUUCCCCCCAACUACAAGUGUGACAUCCAAGACAAUCUUCUUGCAGUCAUUGGUGGACUUCGUUCUGAAACAUCUUAUCAGAUAGCAAAUGUUGUGAGCCUCUACAAGAUCCCUCAGAUUUUGUAUGGAUUUGCACCUCUGAUGGCUGAUAGAACCCAAGUUCAUUCCUUCUACCAGAUGUUUCCAAACGAAAACAUUCAGUACAUGGGAAUUCUUCAAUUAUUUCUCUUUUUCAAGUGGACAUGGAUCGGAUUUCUUGCUGACAAUAGUGAAAAUGGGGAACGACUUUUGCAAACAAUUCUUCGAGAUUUUUCCCAGCAUGGCAUCUGUUUUGCCUUCACAGAAACUUACCCAGAUUUAGGCUUUGAAGAUAACAUGGAAGACACAUGGGAGUGGAUGGUAGAAAUGUACAAUAAAAUCAUGAACAGUACGGCUAACACAGUAGUCUUCUGUGGAGAAGCUGAUUCCAUGAUGAAUUUAAGAUGGUUGCUGCAUAUGCCAAACAUUGACAACCAAAUAGCAAAGCCCAAAGGUAAAGUGUGGAUUCUGACAGCCCAGAUGGACUUUAUGUCGCUUUACUAUCAAAAUACUUGGGAUGUUCAAGACAUCCAUGGUGCUAUAUCUCUUGCAAUUCACUCCAAUGAAAUCCCUGGAUUCCAACAGUUCCUUGAUGGUAGAAAUCCUACCAGUGUAAAAGAAGAUGGUUUUAUCAGGCAUUUCUGGGCACGAGCAUUUGGCUGUGUGUUCUCAAAUUCUGCCUCAGAUGAAGAGGAGAUUUGCACUGGAGAAGAGAGAUUGGAGCACCUUCCUGGGCUCGUUUUUGAAAUGAGCAUGACUGGCUACAGCUACAAUAUCUACAAUGCUGUCCAUGCUGUGGCCCAUGCAUUACAUGCUAUGUAUUCAUCUAGACUGAAGAAUACAGCAAAGAUGGCAGAAAAAAGGAAGUUUCAGAAUGUGCAGCCAUGGCAGCUCCAUCGCUUUCUGAGAGGUGUCUCGUUUAACAACAGUGCUGGGGAACAGGUUUCCUUUGACCACAAUGGGAUUUUAGAAGCAGGAUUUGAUGUUGUCAACUGGGUCACCUUCCCAAAUCAAUCUUUCGUGAGAGCGAAGGUUGGCCAGAUGGAUCCCCGGGCUCCUCUGGAUCAUGCACUUACUGUUAACGGGGAUUCUUUUGAAUGGCACAGCUGGUUUAACCAGGUACAGCCUCUUUCUUUAUGUAAUGCCAAGUGCCAUGCUGGUUACAGCAAGAAAUUGAAAGAGGGGGAGCCAUUUUGCUGCUACGAUUGCAUCCCAUGCCCAGAAGGGAAGAUAUCAGAGCAGGAAGAUAUGGCUGAUUGCUACAAAUGCUCAGAUGACCAAUAUCCAAACAAGGACCACGAUGUAUGCAUCCCCAAAUCUGUGACCUUUUUGUCCUAUGAAGAACCUUUGGGGAUGAGUUCUGCUGUUGUUGCUCUUUCCUUCAGUUUCAUCACAUCCCUGGUGUUGGGAACAUUUGUGAGGCAUCACGACAGUCCCAUAGUCCGAGCCAACAAUAGGAGUCUCACAUAUACUCUUCUCAUCUCCCUCCUGCUCUGCUUCCUUUCUGCUUUGCUAUUCAUUGGCCAACCUGAUAAGGCAACUUGUCUCCUCCGUCAAACUGCUUUUGGUAUUAUCUUUUCAACGGCUGUUUCUUCUGUGUUAGCAAAAACGAUGACUGUGGUUCUGGCUUUCAUGGCCACCAAACCUGGAAGCAGGAUGAGGAAAUGGGUGGGGAAAAGACUGUCAAUUCCCAUUGUUCUUUCCUGCUCCUUUAUUCACGCAGGUCUUUGUAUCAUUUGGCUAAUAAACUCCCCACCAUUCCCCGAUAUCAACGUGCAUUCAGUGACUGAAGAAGUUGUGUUAGAAUGUAAUGAAGCAUCUCCUAUCAUGUUUUACUGUGUCUUGGGCUACCUGGGCUUCCUGGCCAUUGCCAGCUUCACUGUGGCUUUCUUUGCGAGGAAGUUACCGGACAGUUUUAAUGAAGCCAAGUUCAUCACAUUCAGCAUGUUGGUCUUUUGCAGUGUUUGGUUAUCCUUUGUUCCAAGUUACUUGAGCACUAAAGGGAAAUACAUGGUGGCUGUGGAGAUCUUCUCCAUUAUAACCUCCAGCGCUGGGCUGCUAGUUUGUAUUUUUUCCCCAAAAUAUUACAUCAUUAUUUUCAAGCCUAAAAUGAACAACAAAAAAAUGCUGAAAUGGAGAAAUUGUUGA
Molecule: messenger RNA, 2415 nt
Organism: Eublepharis macularius
Lineage: Eukaryota; Metazoa; Chordata; Lepidosauria; Squamata; Eublepharidae
Product: vomeronasal type-2 receptor 26-like
Exons: 5
Coding region: 1-2415 (804 amino acids)
Biological process (GO): G protein-coupled receptor signaling pathway
Cellular component (GO): membrane
Molecular function (GO): G protein-coupled receptor activity
Source: RefSeq, a predicted model, not a curated record